Messenger RNA from Dreissena polymorpha, 3048 nucleotides. RefSeq names its product COMM domain-containing protein 6-like. Gene Ontology annotation, molecular function: NF-kappaB binding. Lineage: Eukaryota; Metazoa; Mollusca; Bivalvia; Myida; Dreissenidae. Bases 64 to 666 code for a protein of 200 amino acids. The record is from RefSeq and is a predicted model, not a curated record. The transcript has 8 exons.
UCAUCAAGUCUAAUAGACGCUUUUAGUUGUUUGGAUGAAGCAAGCUUCUACUCAAUUGACAAAAUGACAGACUUGCUGAAAGGCGCACCAAAUGGUUUUACUGCUGCAGUACAGCAGAUGAACACACUUCCAACAGAAAUUAUAUUUACCUUGAGCUCUGAUGUUGCCAUCCUUUUGCAGAAUAAAAUUGGAGUUGUGAAUUUGGAUAAGUUGGUCAAGAUGGUGCAAGAUUUAAAUACUGACAUUGACAGAGACACACUACAGAGCAUUGUCAACGCAGUGACAUACUUAUUUAGGUGGAGUACGAAAGCCGGCUUAUCCUCCGAGGAGUUUUCUGGUAUAUUGGAGUCUAGUAGCCUCUUCCAAGCCCCUGCUUGCUCUGCCCUCACCACUGUAUGGUCCCAGCAGAGGUCCAAUCUGCAGCUAUCUGAUGAGCAGAGGCAUGUGCUGGGAGUGGGUCAGUUGCUGGACCUACAGUGGAAGCUGGGUAUGGCCGUGACCUCAGAUCAGUGCCGGAACCUGAACUCUCCAUAUGUCACCUUGACCUUCACAGUAGGCGACCCUGGGGGCAGUGUCCGAACACAUGCUGUGGAGAUGACCACUGCACAGUUCAGGAAUUUUUCAAAGCAGUUGAAGGACAUUCAGAAGAUGCUGGAAGUAGUUUGACUACAAAAAUAUGAGAUGCAUCAUGCAAAAAUGGGGGUUAUGCCAUAUGCACCCAGCGUAGCUUCAGACCUGUCUGCACAUUUGCGCAGUCUAGUUAGGAGCUAUACAGUCUGCUUACCAGACCACAAUACCUUAUGUGACUUUAAUGCGGACAGGGAAGCUCUUUACAAGACUCUGCAGUCUUGCUAUGCUUGCCGCAUGUUUAAUAAGACCCAUCUACAUAGAACAUCGCACAAGUAUAUGCACUAGUUUCCUUAAUUUCAAGUGUAAAGCAGAGUGCAAUGGGCUGUGAAAUGAAAAGAUAGACAGUCGACACAAAAAGACUUAUCAGUUUAGGAAUCGUAUAAAGUGUAUUCAAAUUAAGCAACAAUAGUAACCAUUUUUUUGCCUCUCUUAAGAGACAUUGGAAUGCAAGUCUAGCCAUGGUAUGUUCAGUCUAGCCAUGGUAUGUUCAGUCUAGCCAUGGUAUGGUCAGUCUAGCCAUGGUAUGGUUAGUCUAGCUGUGCUAUGGUGGUCAGUCUUGCCAUGCUAUGGUCAGUCUAGCCAUGGUAUGGUCAGUCUUAUCAUGGUAUGGUCAGUCUAGCCAUGCUAUGGUGGUCAGUCUAGCCAUGCUUUGGUGGUCAGUCUAGCCAUGGUAUGUUCAGUCUAGCCAUGGUAUAUUCAGUCUAGCAGGUAUGGUUAGUCUAGCCAUGGUAUGGUUAGUCUAGCCAUGGUAUGGUUAGUCUAGCCAUGUUAUGGUUAGUCUAGCCAUGGUAUGUUCAGUCUAGCCAUGGUAUGGUUAGUCUAGCCAUGGUAUGGUUAGUCUAGCCAUUGUAUGGUCUAUCUUGCCAUGCUAUGGUGGUCAGUCUAGCCAUGCUUUAUUGGUCAGUCUUGCCAUGGUAUGGUUAGUCUAGCCAUGGUAUGUUCAGUCUAGCCAUGGUAUGGAUCGUCUAGCCAGGGUAUGGUUAGUCUAGCCAUGGUAUGGUUAGUCUAGCCAUGGUAUGGUUAGUCUAGCCAUGGUAUGGUCAGUCUAGCCAUAUUAUGGUCUGUCUAGCCAUGGUAUGGUCAGUCUAGCAAUGGUAUGGUCAGUCUAGCCAUGGUAUGGUCAGUCUAGCCAUGGUAUGGUCAGUCUAGCCAUGGUAUGUUCAGUCGAGCCAUGGUAUGGUCAGUCUAGCCAUGGUAUGGUCAGUCUAGCCAUGGUAUGGUUAGUCAAGCCAUGGUAUGGUCAGUCUAGCCAUGGUAUAGUCAGUCUAGCCAAGGUAUGUUCAGUCUAGCCAUUGUUUGGUCAGUCUAGCCAUGGUAAGGUCCGUCUAACCAUGGUAUGUUCAGUCUAGUCAUGGUAUGGUCAGUCUAACCAUGGCAUGGUCAGUCUAGCCAUGCUAUGGUGAUCAGUAUAGCCGUGGUACAUGUAUUGUCAGUCUAGUCAUGGUAUGGUCAGUCUAGCAAUUAUAUGUUCAGUCUAACCAUGGUAUGGUCAAUCUAGCAAUGGCAUGGUCAGUCUAGCCAUGGUAUGGUCUGUCUUACCAUGGUAUGGUCAGUCUAGCCAUGGUAUAGUCAGUCUAACCAUGGUAUGGUCAGUCUAGCCAUAGUAUGGUCAGUCUAACCCUGGUAUGGUUAGUCUAGCCAUGGUAUGGUUAGUCUUACCAUGGUUUGGUCAGUCUAGCCAUAGCAUGGUCAGUCUAGCCAUGGUAUGGUCAGUUUAACCAUGGUAUGGUCAGUCCACUGUUAAGACAAACACAGAUUGUAGUGUAUUGUCUAUACAAGUUUGUGUGUGUAAGGGCUUGAUUUUUAUUGUAAAUGUAUUAUAACAUUCAUAGCAUUAUGUUUUGGGCAUUUUAAUGUAGUGAAUAUUUACCAAAGUACUAUUAUAACACUUGAAUAACAAACCAAAACAAUAUACUGCUUACAGCAAGCAUAUUUCCCAUUAUGAAGUGCUUUCAAAUCAUACUUUGAAUUUGCUUUUUCCUGUAAAAUAAUUUAUUUUUAAAAGCAUAAUUUAAAUAUAUUUUGUUGAAUGCCUGUGUUAAUGGUUAAGCAUUGAUGAUGUAUACUAUUAUUGUUUUUAAUAACAUCAUGUGUUUUAAUAGAUCUAUCCAUAAGAAGCAUUUACUAGUUAGAAGUUAAAGAAGGUAUAUCCAAGUAAUUCAAGUAGAUGUCGAUAUCAGCAACUGGCAAUUAUGAAAUAUGAUAUAAAGGCAUAAUUUGAAUCUGGAAUACAUGUCUCUCACAAUCUGUUGACCUUCAUUUAAAUUGUUUCAUGUUAUUUUACAAUGAUCUUCUUACUGCCAUUGUAUGAUGCACAAUUAAUUGUUUUAUAUAUGGUUGUUUAUGAAAUUGGAAGGCUUUGUUACUGUUAUGUAUUGAUAUAAUAUUGCAUGAGAAUCUCAAUAAAUUAAAAACAUA